Molecule: messenger RNA, 2249 nt
Organism: Alligator mississippiensis (American alligator)
Lineage: Eukaryota; Metazoa; Chordata; Crocodylia; Alligatoridae
Gene: CRYZL1
Product: crystallin zeta like 1
Exons: 13
Coding region: 116-1165 (349 amino acids)
Molecular function (GO): oxidoreductase activity
Source: RefSeq, a predicted model, not a curated record
CUCCCCGCGCGUCGCGCCGAAUCCCAGCGCCGUCACGGGCGCCACGGUUGUAACGGCCGUGCGGGCGGCGGUUGGCGCUGGGGCCGGGCCCGGGACAGCCGCGCCUCAGGGCGGGAUGAAGGCCUUGUUCUGGCAGCGCGGGGCGUCCGGCGGGGCCGCCGCCUUCGUCUUCCAGGAGAGGGAAAACCUUCCUGUUGCAGGAGACAAUGAUGUGAAAGUACAAGUUAAAGCCUGUGCUCUGAGCUGGAUGGAUACAAAGCUUUUGUCAGAAAUUAAGUUGGAGAAGGAAUUUCUACCUGUUGGAAGGGAGAUUUCUGGAGUGGUGUUGGAGGUUGGAAAUAAAGUGUCCUCCUUUCAACCAGAUGAUGAAGUAGUAGGAAUUUUACCUCUAGAUUCUGAAGAGUCUGGUGUCUCUGAAGUUAUUCUGGUUCAUCAGCAUUAUUUGGUUCACAAACCAGAAAAAGUCUGUUGGGUUGAAGCAGCAGGGACCCUCCGUGAUGGUGUACGAGCAUAUACAGCUCUACAUUACCUUUCCCAUGUCUCUCCUGGAAAAACUGUCCUAGUAAUGGACGGAGCAAGUCCAUUUGGUACGAUAGCUGUUCAGUUAGCACAACACAGAGGAGCCAAAGUAAUUUCUACAGCAUAUAGUCUUGAAGACAAGCAGUGCUUGGAGAGGCUGAGACCUACUGUGGCUCGAGUGAUUGAUGUUUCAAAUGGAAAGACUGAUGUUGCAGAAAGCUGUUUGGAGGAAACAGGUGGCCUGGGAGUAGAUAUUGUCCUAGAUGCUGGAGUGAGGUUAUACAGCAAAGAAGAUGAGUCAAACUUAAAAUCGCAACUUCUGCCACAUAAGCAUGAUAUCAUUACACUUCUUGGUGUUGGAGGACACUGGAUAACUACAGAAAGAAAUCUCCAGUUGGACCCUCCAGACAGCAAUUGCCUGUUCCUUAAAGGAGCAACAGUCUCUUUUCUGAACGAUGAAGUUUGGAAUUUGUCAACUGUACAGCAAGGAAAGUAUCUUUGUAUCUUAGAAGAUAUAAUGGAGAAGUUAUCUAGUAAUGUGUUCAGGCCUCAGCUGGAUGAACCAGUCCCAUUGUAUGAAGCCAAAGUUUCUAUGGAAAUGGUUCAGAAGAAUCAAGCAAGAAAAAGACAAGUCAUCCAGUUCUAAAGCACAAUUUCCUGGUUUCCAAGACAGUGAAGGACAUUGGAGCUAUGUAAUAUAUUUGAGAAGUAAAGUAAUGUGCAACUAACUAGUUUUCAAAUAGCUCUGUAACUUGCAUUCAAGGAUCCUUUGUAUUUCAGGAUAAAUGAUCUGUGAAAUUGCUGGUGUUGAGAUUUAUGUUUCCCUGGAUUAUAUCCAAUAGAAUGUUCCAUCGGUAACUUUAAAGAGAUACCUCCACCCUGUCACCCUCCUCCCAACUAAUUAGUUAACAUCUUUAUCUGAAAGAUUAGAGGAAAAAAUAUUUCUGGGGGGUUUUUUUCAAUGGGUUUACAUUUUUGCAUUUGAAAGCAUUUAGUCUUCAGUGCUAUAUGUAGCCUCUCCAGGUCUUUAAUCUGUUUUAAAUGGACAGAGGGAAAUGAAAAUGUAGUCAUAAACCAGCAAAAUAGGCAAGGGGUUCUCAGGGUAGGCAUGUGCUUGACACAAUGUAAAAUUUUGUUUUGUAAAGACUUAUCAUCCCUUCAAGAAGUGAAUUUACCACCUAUGACUUGUAAAAUCAGCACCAUCAAACUUCUUAUAUACUUACAUAAAAUUAGAACAUAAAUGUGGAUGGAAGCUUAUCUGAGCCUUUUUCAUGGUUCAAUGCACUUUACUGUACAUAACGUAUAACUUUUAUAUUAUUAAAAGGCUAGGAAAUGUAAACUAGUUUUCAACCACUGACACUUUCUCAAACACCCUCUGUCCUCUCACAACCUUUCAUCUCUAUGCUUUAAUUUCAACUAUUCCCCAUCCUCUAGGAAGAAACCUACUUCUCUCCUUUCCUAUGGCUGAUGGCCUCCCACUUCUUACUGUUUGAGAUCUGCAGCAUGCUGUUCUAUUAAUCUAGGUACCAUUUGUUGGUAAGGAUGACUCAGAUUUCUGUGCACCAGCACUUUGAACCACUGUAACAACUUUGAUAUCUGUAUAAGACUCAGGAUCAAAUCUAUGUAACAAAACCUUGGUGAAUAUUUUUCCUUCCAUGCACUGGAAUUAUAGUGUAUCCUUAGUAAAUCACAUAAUGCAGGUUUAUAAGAAUAUAAAGCAAUCUUGUUUA